UCCUCUGCUCAUGCGGGCGGGGAGAAAAGGGUGGCUCCCGGGGCCGUAGGUCUUUGGGUGCAAGCUGAAGGCGCGCUGAGGCUGACCAGGGGAUCACCUACGGACGGGAAGCUGGUUUGCUGAGGAUUGAGUGAGCGCUGUUUGAACGAGAAAACUUCAUCACAAGCAUAACCGUAUUUGGAGCUGAAAUGGAACAAGCAUUUGAUGAGCCAGUGAGAGAUCAGGUCACAUGGACACAUUUGACAGAAGACAUUCCAAAUGCCAAUAAGUGCACAGUGAUCGGAGGUUCUGGAUUCCUGGGACAGCACAUGGUGGAGCAGUUGCUGGCAAGAGGCUACACUGUCAACGUAUUUGAUAUGCGGCAAGGGUUUGACAAUCCCCAGGUGCAGUUCUUUCUGGGAGACCUCUGCAGCCAACAGGAUCUGUACCCAGCUCUGAAAGGUGUAAGCACAGUUUUCCACUGUGCAUCACCCCCACCAUCCAGUAACAACAAGGAACUCUUUUAUAGAGUGAAUUACAUUGGCACCAAGAAUGUCAUUGAAACUUGCAAAGAGGCUGGAGUUCAGAAACUCAUUUUAACUAGCAGUGCCAGUGUCAUCUUUGAGGGUGUCAACAUCAAGAAUGGAACCGAAGACCUCCCUUAUGCUGUGAAACCCAUUGACUAUUACACGGAGACAAAAAUCUUACAGGAGAGAGCAGUCCUGGGUGCCAAUGAUCCUGAGGGGAAUUUCUUAACCAUGGCCAUUCGCCCUCAUGGCAUUUUCGGCCCAAGGGACCCCCAGUUGGUCCCCAUCCUCAUCGAGGCAGCCAGGAAAGGCAAGAUGAAGUUCGUGAUUGGAAACGGGGAGAACUUGGUGGACUUCACCUUUGUGGAGAACGUGGUGCACGGACACAUCCUGGCUGCAGAGCACCUCUCCCAAGACACGGCCGUGAGUGGGAAGGCAUUUCACAUCACCAAUGACGAACCCAUCCCUUUCUGGACAUUCCUGUCCCGCAUCCUGACAGGCCUCAACUAUGAGGCCCCCAAGUACCACAUCCCCUACUGGGUGGCCUACUACCUGGCCCUCCUGCUGUCCCUCCUGGUGCUGGUGGUCAGUCCUGUCAUCCAGCUCCAACCCACUUUCACACCGAUGCGUGUCGCACUGGCUGGCACGUUCCACUAUUACAGCUGUGAGAGAGCCCAAAAGGUCCUGGGCUACCGGCCACUGAUCACCAUGGAUGACGCUAUAGAAAGGACUGUGCGGAGUUUUUAUUACCUGCGGAAGGUCAAGUGAUGCAGCCCAGAGACUGGGCCCUCGCAGUGCCUUCCCCGGCUACUAACUCUCCCCUGUGGACCAACAAACUAACCUCCUUCAAGUGACUUUCUUCUGAGCUUAGGUCUCCUCCUGCCAGUUAGAUGAGAGCACACCCAGCUGUUCCAUGACCUCAAGGGUGGAGGAAACCGGAGGCAUUUCUCCCAUUUGUUGGAUUGAAUUUGAAUUUCUUAAAGCAGGCAGCUUCAUAUUCUACUGUUUUGUGUUCUCCUCUCCCUCUCCCCUACCCCCCCCACUCCCACCCCUCCUCUCUCCUGGGUUACUUAUCAUUCCAGCAUCCUUCUACAUAAUCAAGGAAGCUGUAGGGAAAAAAACAAUCCAUUUGGUGAAACUUCAAAUAGAUGCAGAAUUUAAAGCAAAAACUUUUUAAAAGCUUAAAUAAUUGUUACCCCUCCCCCCAUCAGUCUCCAGAGGGAAAAGACCUCUGGUUGGGCACCUCCUUAUAUGCUUCCACGUUCUCUCUCCGGUACAGCUGGUGUGCCUGCCUGCAUUGUUUUUUCAUAAAACAUUCUUUCAUGGA
This is a messenger RNA of Leptonychotes weddellii (Weddell seal), 1833 nucleotides long. RefSeq names its product NAD(P) dependent 3-beta-hydroxysteroid dehydrogenase NSDHL (gene NSDHL). Gene Ontology annotation, biological process: steroid biosynthetic process. The record is from RefSeq and is a predicted model, not a curated record. Gene Ontology annotation, molecular function: oxidoreductase activity, acting on the CH-OH group of donors, NAD or NADP as acceptor. Lineage: Eukaryota; Metazoa; Chordata; Mammalia; Carnivora; Phocidae.